Molecule: messenger RNA, 549 nt
Organism: Gymnogyps californianus (California condor)
Lineage: Eukaryota; Metazoa; Chordata; Aves; Accipitriformes; Cathartidae
Gene: MORN5
Product: MORN repeat containing 5
Exons: 5
Coding region: 1-519 (172 amino acids)
Source: RefSeq, a predicted model, not a curated record
AUGGAGGUGGCGGGCGGGCGUUAUAGCGGGGGCACCGUACGCGGCAGGAUGGAGGGACGGGGCUCCUACACGCUGCCGACGGGCACCGAGUACCGGGGAGCGCUGAGGGACGGGACGUUUGACGGCGAGGGAGAGCUGCUGUUCCCCAACGGCGGCAGAUACCGGGCGGUCUGGCACCGCGGGGUGCCCACGCAGGGGAAAUACACUUUUGCAGAUGGUCUCGAAUACAAAGAUAAAAAAUGGCAUUACUGUGAUGGCUACGACAGAAGAUUUUAUACAGAAAUCUGUUCUGGUCUUAAACCACCAGGCAUUUCUCAGCUUACAAAUCUGGAUCCUCCAAAAAAAAUCCCAGAAGGUUGUUAUGACUGUGGUGAUGGAUUCUAUAAUCCUGAAACCAGAGUUAUUGUUGACUACAAACUCAGGUUUCUGAGAAACGCAGAUGAUGAUGAGCAUGAAUGGAUCAUUCGGACCUGCCGGAAAGCUUGGGAUGAAACAAUUGAACGUGAACCGAAACCAUGAAAACAGUUUUUGCUAGACAAUAAUAUUCCA